AUGGCGCCUCCGCGCAGACCUCUGAGGGUAGCCAGGCCUGACUUUGCUCAGUCCGCCCUGCAGCAUCCUUCGGAGCCGGAUCGGCAGCAUGCUUUCGGAAGCGAUUCCAACAAACGCCGUAAAACAGACACCUUCUUCCGCCCCGCCCAACGCUAUGAGGCCCUCGACCCAGCGCUAGUGCAACCGACGUCACUCAUUCAGCAAGAGAACAACAUCCUGAUCACGCAAGACACCGGGAAGCAGUACCAGCUCGCGGUCAAGGACUUCAACGUGCGUGUGCGGGACAACCGAAUAAGGGCCAAAGACGAGCGGGUCUCUGAGUUGGAGGAGGAAAAUGAACUGAAGGACUUCAGCCUCAGCGAAGCUUUGCUCCGGAAGCAGGAACUGAUUCGGCAUGCGGAACGCCAAGAGCUCCUCAGCGAGGCUCAAGCCGCGCAUAUCCAGGAGCUAAUGUCGAUGGUCGCGUCCGACCGCGCCAAAUUGAUGCUUCAAGAUGAGGAGAUCCAUAUCCUGAAGGCCCAGCUAGAGACGCAGCAGCGGUACAUUAAAAACUUGGAGAAUCGCCGGCUCCUUGAUCAGGUGCUGGAGUACGCCAGACACCUGUUUGGCUGGGCCAUCGAGAGUUACGACAGGACGACCAUUUUCCCGUUAAUGCAGCUGCCUGGAGAGCUCCGGAACAAUAUAUAUAAGAGCUGCCUCGUUGCGCGCCGCCCCAUUGAUUUCUGGCCCAUGAUUGCGGAGGACGCGCCAUCAGGGACCACACGGGCAUCGAUCCUCCAGGAGAACCUCAAGCACAUCAACGUCAAUCUGCUUCGCGUUUCGCGCCAAGUCCACAAAGAGACCGUUGGUAUACUCUACGGUUGCAAUCGAUUCCGGUUCUCGGACGUAGGAGCCUGGACUGUGUUGGAAGGCUUCCUCACCCACCUGAACAGAAACUGCCGGCACAUUACCAACAUCUCGCUCGCCGCCAUAUUCGACGACGCCAUGCCUCUAGAGCAAGACGUUGAGCGCGCGAUCCGCGAAUACCAGCCCAUCCUCGAUCGAUUCAACAUGACGCUGGAUAGUCCUAUUGGUCCGGCAUUACAAACCGCGAAUGCCUCCAGCAGGGCAUCAGAAAUCUUGCUGAAGCUGCCCGGCUUGCGCAGCUUUACGAUAGUGAUGCCCUACAACGUGCAGCUGUACAGCUUUUCUGGCCGCCACCUCUGCAAGAUGUUAACAGACGACGAUCGAAGUCUCUACCCCGGUCAGAAGCCAGCUAGUAGUCCGGAGCGGGUGCUAGUCUUCUUGAGGCGCCCUCAAUACCGCCGUCGGGUGAUGUUCCAGUCAGAUCUGGAUGACGAUAGGCUGAUGGGGCGAAGGGAUCUGCAGCGCGAAGCACGCCGGCGAGGCGUGGAAAUCGAGCAUGGGGAGUAUGCCAGCCAUGCUGAUGGUGUGUCGUAUAUUCUUGAUUAUGAAGAGGACGAGUAUGACGUGGAUAUCCCAGAUUAUGUCGAGAAUGGAGGGGCUAGCAGAGUCCUCCUUCGUUCGCUGUAUGUGGCAAAGAAGAUGUUCGGCUAUUGACUUUGCUCAGCCUGGAGGCCAAGGAGGGGUGAAGUAAGACCGGGCUGAUCUCUCUGGCCUAGAGGUGAAUAGUCUCUGCUACCACGAAAGGAUGGAUAGCGAGGGAUUGCGAUGGUCGUGGUUCCAUUCACG
Messenger RNA from Trematosphaeria pertusa, 1692 nucleotides. RefSeq lists its product as uncharacterized. The transcript has 2 exons. The coding region runs from base 1 to 1560 and encodes 519 amino acids. The record is from RefSeq and is a predicted model, not a curated record. NCBI's taxonomy places the organism in Eukaryota, Fungi, Ascomycota, Dothideomycetes, Pleosporales, Trematosphaeriaceae.